This is a messenger RNA of Maudiozyma saulgeensis, 585 nucleotides long. The record is from the annotation of a GenBank genome assembly. NCBI's taxonomy places the organism in Eukaryota, Fungi, Ascomycota, Saccharomycetes, Saccharomycetales, Saccharomycetaceae.
AUGGCAACUCAAGAUAUAGUAUUUGUUACUGGUAAUGCUAAUAAAUUAAAAGAAGUUAAGAUGAUUUUAUCAUCUGAAAGUUCAAAUUUUAAUUUAAUUAAUGAACCAUUAGAUCUUGAAGAGAUUCAAGAUGUUGAUUUAAAGAGUAUUGCUAUGGCAAAAUGUAAACAAGCAUCUGAAAUUUUAGGUCCAAAUAGACCUGUAUUUGUUGAAGAUACCGCAUUAGUAUUUGAUGAAUUUAAUGGUUUACCAGGUGCUUAUAUUAAAUGGUUUGUUAAGAGUAUGGGAUUAUCCAAGAUUGUUCAAAUGCUAGAUUCCUUUGAUAAUAAAAAUGCUAAAGCUAUCACUACGAUAGCAUUUGCAGAUGGUAAAGGUAAAUUUCAUGUAUUUCAAGGAAUCACAGAGGGAAGUAUUGUACCAAGCCGUGGUCCAACUACAUUUGGGUGGGAUUCAAUCUUUCAACCAAAGGAAUCUACUAAUGGCCAAACUUAUGCUGAAAUGGCAAAGGAAGACAAGAAUUUAAUCUCUCAAAGAGGUAGAGCUUUUGCUCAAUUGAAGACUUUCUUAGCUACCGAGCCUCUAUAG